AUGGCCAUAACUACUAACCCAAACCACUUUAUCUUCUUCUUCUUCCUCCUCCUCUUCCUCUUUCAAAGCUCAUCUUCUUCAUAUAUCAAUGUAGAGAGCUUCGGGGCCAAAUCGGACGGCAAGUCGGACUCCACGAGUCCGUUUCUAAAGGCAUGGUCAUCGGCAUGCGAAUCAGCAGAGGAAGCAACAAUUUACGUGCCACAGGGGAGGUUUCUGGUGAAACAAGUGACGUUCCAUGGUCCAUGCAAGAAGAAGGUCAAGUUGAGAAUUGACGGGACUAUUGUUGCUCCAAGUGAUUAUUGGUCAUUAGGGAAUUCUGGGUAUUGGAUAUUGUUCAGAAAGCUUGAUGGUGUUUCUGUCUAUGGAGAAGGCGCUCUCGAUGCAAGAGGCUCUUCUUACUGGGCUUGCAGAAAAGCUCAGAACAAUUGUCCUACCGGAGCAAGGUCAAUAUCGUUUAGUUGGGCGAGAAAUGUGGUGGUGAGUGGAAUAAGUUCAUUGAAUAGCCAAACAAUGCACAUGGCCAUUGAUCACUGCGAGAAUGUAAAAAUAGAGAAGGUAAAUAUAAGAGCACCAAGCAGAAGCCCCAACACUGAUGGAAUCAACGUUCAGUUUUCAACAGGAGUCACCAUCAGCGAUGCCAUUAUCGAAACAGGGGAUGAUUGUAUUUCCAUCAACCAGGGCUCUACCCAUCUCUGGAUUGACCACAUUGCUUGUGGCCCUGGUCAUGGCAUUAGCAUAGGGAGUUUGGGGAACUAUGAGAAGGAGGAAGGGGUUGAGAACGUGACAGUGACGAGUUCUACAUUCACAAAAACAGAUAAUGGGGUUAGAAUAAAGUCAAGGGCACAACCAAGCAAUGGAUUCACAAGAGACAUAGUUUUUAGAAACCUCAUCAUGCACAAUGUCUUCAAUCCCAUCAUUAUUGAUCAGAGAUACUGCCCUGGAGCCCCUUCUUGCCAUCAUCAGAAUUCAGGAGUGAAGAUAAGCAGCGUGAGGUACGAAGAUAUAAAGGGGACAUCAAGGAGUAAAAUGGCAAUCAACUUGGAUUGCAGCGCAAGCACUCCAUGUGAAGGAAUCACACUGCGAGACAUAAAGCUCACUUAUGCUCAUGGAUUAGAGACCUCAUUGUGUAGAAAUGCUGCCGGAACUGCCAGCGGUUAUGUCAUCCCAAAAAGUUGCUUUUGAAAGUCAUAU
Messenger RNA from Neltuma alba, 1191 nucleotides. RefSeq names its product polygalacturonase. The transcript has 4 exons. Gene Ontology annotation, biological process: carbohydrate metabolic process. Gene Ontology annotation, molecular function: polygalacturonase activity. Lineage: Eukaryota; Viridiplantae; Streptophyta; Magnoliopsida; Fabales; Fabaceae. The coding region runs from base 1 to 1182 and encodes 393 amino acids. The record is from RefSeq and is a predicted model, not a curated record.